AGUGACAAGGCAGUAGGCGCGGAUCGCGGAUCCACGGUGUGGAUGCGUUUGGACUUUUGAUACUUUUGGGCAUUGUUUUGGCACCUCAGCAGAUCGGUUCGUGUUGUUUCCGAAAGUCCGUGCCCGUGGGUGUUCGCUCGAUGACUUGAUUUGAAGUAUUUUAGUGCUGGACGAGCUGGUGCGGGCGCGCGGCAACUUUGAUUGAUUUGACGGCGAUCCUACGAGGCGAAAGAAAGAAACGAACGCGUCUCGAUGUCGCCGUAUCAGUGACUGAGGGGUAGGCAUCAUGUCCGACGGCGGAGGCAAGCGGUCGCUGCGCCUGAACUACCUGGACUGUCAGGCGCACUCCUCGACCAGCCAAGGGUCGGCCCCGCUCGUAGAUCCCAGCACGGUCCCGAAAAGCUCUCGCGAUCCUCACCGCGGCCUGUACCCGCGACCCAACCGGCGUACGAAAACCGAACCAGGCGGGAGCGGCUCUGCUUCCGAGGGACCAUCGCAGAUCCCCACUUUCCAAAAGGCCAGUUCGCUGCUGAAAAACAGCGGGCCCUCAGUCGGCUCGCACGAUGAUGUGCGACCCUUACCGCAGGACGAGCGACGUCCUGCUAAGAAGCCCGCCGCCACAACUCAGGCCAAUAAGAUCACGGGAUACUUCGAGGCGACCCGCAGAACCAAGAGGCCGCGUUCGCCGUCUCCGUAUCCUGCGUCUCCUUCCGCAGAGUGGGGUGCCGAGGAGAGCCAGCCCGCCUGCCUGUCAAAAGAUCGGCUGCAAUCUGUCCCAGAGCAUCCCGAGUGGCACUCGGACAGCAGCUCGGACUCAGUGAUGAUCACGGAUGUGUUUGGCCUGGUUCCACCACCAGUUGCGGCUGCUGGCCUGGAUGAAGAGGGAGACCCAUUUGAACGGUUGCCGAAUGAACUUCUGGAGCCCAUCUUUGCUCGUAUAAGCCUGCAAGACUUGCUGCUCAUCUGCAACCGCGUGUGCACCCGUUGGCGCGAUGUCAUCCAAAAUCCGCUUUUCCUUGCCAAUCGGAAACGCUACUACCGCUUCAAGUCUGGUCGAUGCAGUGACACCACGGAGGAGGUCCUCGCCCUUUGCAAAAAGCACUACAUGGACAAUAUGCAAACAUGUAUACCAAACCUCAUCAGGUACAUGAGUGGUUUCAAGGAAAGCACUACAGGCCUCCAAGAUGUGCUGGUCAGGCUCCCAAGCUAUGGAGUCAUCGUGGAGGUGCUCCAACUUAUGUCUCGUGACAACAUCUGGCCAGCAAAGGGAUGUAAGAGUUCCCGACAUUGGUGGAGCGCCGUGGCGGUCCUGGUGACGGUGGUGGCUGGGAGCGUUCAAAAUUUGCGUUCCCUCUUUCACCGGUCCAUAGACGAGACCGCGCUGAGCGAAGCACUCUAUUGCAUAGCCACCUUCCUGCUGCAUUUCCAGAGGGCAUACAGCCUCUGCCACGCGCUUCACUACCGCGUCUACUACGUGCUGCACGUAAUGGAGAGGCCAGGAAUGGCGACACUCAACAUAUCCAGCCGACCGGGCCAGCAGAGUCUCUGGAAGUUUCGGGAACAGGGGCAGCGUGUACGCUUCACCCACGAGCAGAUGCGCAUCAUCAAUCAUGAGCUGGCACCCACCGAUGUCGUGCGCAUCCUGGCGUUUGCUGGGACAGGCAAGACAUCUACGCUCGUGGAAUAUGCUAGGUUGAGGCCUGCAGCCAAAUUUCUCUGCAUCGUCUACAACAGGUCUGUGUGUGACAUUGCUAAGCGCACGUUCCCACCCAACGUGACCUGCAGCACAGCACAUUCUCUGGCAUUCCGGGCAGUUGGCUUCCAGUACAAGGCAAAGCUGUCGGCCAAGGUGCGGGUGCUGGACGUCUCCAAGCUGGUAUCGGUGCCAUCGUCGAUGCACAUGCCACGGCUGCGCUUUGCGAAGCUGGUGCUGAGCAGCGUGGACAACUUCCUGGCCUCGUCCGACCCGCAACUCACCGUGGCCCACGUGCCAGACCAUGCGGUUGCACUGGAGGAGGACGGCCGGCCCGUGCCCGUGCACCCCACUGACAAGCUGGCAGUGUGUGAGGCAGCUAGUCAACUCUGGACUCGAAUGAAGGACAGGAAUGACGUAGAGGCACGGAUGACACAUGACGGCUACCUCAAGCUGUUCCAGCUUCGACAGCCAUCACUGGGCUCCUUUGACGCCAUCUUUGUCGACGAGGCACAGGACUGCAACCCCGCCAUGCUUUCACUGGUGCUGAGCCAGCCAUGCGCUAAGCUGCUGGUCGGUGAUCCCCACCAGCAGAUCUAUGCUUUCCGGCGUGCCGUCGAUGCCCUCUCCUCUGUUCCAGCUACCCACACAUUCUGCCUCACACAGUCUUUCAGGUUCGGGCCUGAGAUAGGCUUCGUGGCCUCAUGCGCACUUGAGGUCCUCAAGGGCGUCACCGACAAGACCAUCGUGGGAACAGAGGCAUCUGGAUGGAUACAUGGCCCGCUCAGUGGACAAGUGGCAGUGCUCGCUCGCAGCAACCUGGUACUCUUCAACAUGGCUGUUGACAUUGUCUGCAACGAGGGCUUCGUACAGCUUGGCCUCAGCCAUGUCCGAGGUGCCUUUGUUGGGGGCAUUGCCAGCUACGGAUUCCAGCAGAUCCUGGACAUCUACUACCUCAAGUACCGGCCAGACGAGGCCUCAUCUAUGGUACGAGACCCAUUCGUCAAGCGCUUCGCAAGCUAUGCACAGCUGCACAGAUAUGCCAAGGCAGUCGAGGACAUUGACCUCUGCUCAAAGCUCACCUUUGUGGACGACCACUGCCACGAUGUGCCGCGGUACGUGCAGGCCCUCCAGCUGCGGUGCAGCGGGGACCAGCAGCUGGCCAAUGUGGUCUUCUCGACGGCGCACAAGGCCAAGGGGCUCGAGUUCGACACGGUAUUCAUGGCCGACGACUUCUACACGGGAGACAUCGGCCAGCCAGAUCAUGUAGCACGGACUCGAGAACGCCUGGAGGAGUACCACGUGCUGUACGUGGCAGUGACGCGUGCCCGGCGAAGCCUGCGCCUUUCCCGGGCUCUCUACUUUCUCCUGGUUCGUGCACAGGAAUGCUUUGAGCACCUUUGCCAGAAACCACAGGAAGAGACACUGAGCUGCUUGAUUUGCCACGAGACAUGGGUACCUCGAGGGCAGCUCGUUUGGUGUCGUAAAGCCCUCACUGUGGGCAACCGAAAUGUGGCUGGUGGCAUCCUCUGCAAGACCUGUGCUCUGCAGAUAACUUGGGAACCACCAGUUGAGCACCGGUUCCUUGGAUGGCAGCACAUGGAGCUGCACAAUGUUCAUCGACACAGCAUGGCAGCCAUCCUUGAAUGUGUUCUCUAGAGUGCUCUUUCUACAUUCCUGAGGUCCAGCUAUUGCAACACUGUCAACUGCUGCAUCUUGGAACAUUCUAGUUCAGUAAAUAAAUUGACCAGUUUAAUGGUUGUUACAAUGUUACAAACAGC
Molecule: messenger RNA, 3474 nt
Organism: Dermacentor albipictus
Lineage: Eukaryota; Metazoa; Arthropoda; Arachnida; Ixodida; Ixodidae
Product: F-box DNA helicase 1-like
Biological process (GO): double-strand break repair via homologous recombination; replication fork processing
Cellular component (GO): nucleus
Molecular function (GO): DNA binding; protein binding; ATP binding
Source: RefSeq, a predicted model, not a curated record